CUCCUCUGACUCCCGCUGACCGCUCUUCUUCCUGCCGCAGACCACCACCAGCGACCUCGCCAUGGCGACCCACGGACCGACUUGCGCGCGGCCGAUGUGUAUUCCUCCGUCAUAUGCUGACCUUGGCAAAGCUGCCAGAGAUAUUUUUAACAAAGGAUUUGGUUUUGGGUUGGUGAAAUUGGAUGUGAAAACAAAGUCAUGCAGUGGAGUGGAAUUCUCCACAUCUGGUUCAUCCAACACAGACACUGGUAAAGUUACUGGGACCUUGGAGACCAAAUAUAAAUGGUGUGAGUAUGGUCUCACUUUCACAGAGAAGUGGAAUACUGAUAACACUCUUGGAACAGAAAUUGCAAUUGAAGAUCAGAUUUGUCAAGGUUUGAAACUGACAUUUGAUACUACCUUCUCACCAAACACAGGAAAGAAAAGUGGUAAAAUCAAGUCCUCUUACAAGAGGGAGUGUAUAAACCUUGGUUGUGAUGUUGAUUUUGAUUUUGCUGGGCCUGCAAUCCAUGGAUCUGCUGUCUUUGGUUAUGAGGGCUGGCUUGCCGGGUACCAGAUGACUUUUGACAGUGCCAAAUCAAAGCUGACAAGGAAUAACUUCGCAGUGGGCUACAGGACUGGGGACUUCCAGCUACACACUAAUGUCAAUGAUGGGACAGAAUUUGGAGGAUCAAUAUAUCAGAAAGUAUGUGAAGAUCUUGACACUUCAGUAAAUCUUGCUUGGACAUCAGGUACCAACAGCACUCGCUUCGGCAUUGCAGCUAAAUAUCAGUUGGAUCCCACUGCUUCCAUUUCUGCAAAGGUCAACAACUCUAGUUUAAUUGGAGUGGGUUACACUCAGACUCUGAGGCCUGGUGUGAAGCUUACACUGUCUGCCUUGGUAGAUGGGAAGAGCAUUAAUGCUGGAGGCCACAAGCUUGGGCUUGCCCUCGAGUUGGAGGCUUAAUCCAGAUGAAAGAAACCUCUGGCAGUGGCUAUCGGAUUUGGCCUUAAUAUAUUUCCAUUUUGACCAGCAGGCUUUUAUUUUCCCCAAGAAGGUGAUGAAACAAAGGAUGAUGUAAACAAGAGCUGUAUUUUAAGUAUUUAGACAGUUACCUUAUUGGUUUCUAGUUGAAUUAGUUAUCUAGUUACCAAUGCUGCAGUUGUGCAGUCACUUAUACAUUAUUUAAAUGUAUUUAACUGUUAAAUUGUGCUACCCACCAAUAAUGAAAUAGACCUUUAUGAAAACUG
Molecule: messenger RNA, 1230 nt
Organism: Fukomys damarensis (Damara mole-rat)
Lineage: Eukaryota; Metazoa; Chordata; Mammalia; Rodentia; Bathyergidae
Gene: Vdac2
Product: voltage dependent anion channel 2
Exons: 9
Coding region: 62-946 (294 amino acids)
Biological process (GO): monoatomic anion transmembrane transport
Cellular component (GO): mitochondrial outer membrane
Molecular function (GO): voltage-gated monoatomic anion channel activity
Source: RefSeq, a predicted model, not a curated record